AGCCCUGUGGCAGCAGGCUGGAGGUUGUUGUGGGUGCCGCCAUAGCCGCGUUGCUGGUUGUGCUGGUGGAGAGGCGCAGGUGGCUGAGGCAGUGCUGCCCUGUGAGCUCCCUCCCAGCAAGAACCUCUGCAGGACCCCCGACUCAUCAGAAGCUGGGAAGGGUGUAGCCCUGCAGACUGCUACAUGCUUCCCAGGCUGGAGAAUAUAAACACACCUUCAGUGUUGGUGUCAUUUGAAGAUGUGGCUGUGGAUUUUACCCAGGAAGAAUGGCAGACAAUGGACAACACUCAGCGGACCCUGUACAGGGAGGUGAUGCUUGAGACCUAUGACAAUCUGCUGUCCGUGGGGUACUCCAUGACAAAGCCUGAUGUGAUCUUCAAGUUGGAACAAGAAUCAGCACCAUGGACAGUGGAGAAAUCAGUGAAACAGAGACUUCCAGGGAAAAAACCUUAUGAAUGUAGUGAGUGUGGAAAAGCUUUUAUUCAUAAGUCACACCUCAUUAGACAUCAGAGAAUCCACACUGGGGAAAAACCUUAUGAAUGUAAUGAGUGUGGGAAAGCUUUUGCUCAGAAGUCAAAUCUCAUUAGACAUCAGAGAGUCCACACCGGGGAAAAACCUUAUGAAUGCAGUGAAUGUGGAAAAGGCUUUGCUUGUAAGCCAAACCUCAUUAGACAUCAGAGAAUCCACACCGGGGGAAAACCGUACGAAUGUAGUGAGUGUGAAAAAGCUUUUGCUCAGAAGUCAAAUCUCAUUAGACAUCAGAGGAUCCACACCGGGGAAAAACAUUAUGAAUGUAGUGAGUGUGGAAAAGCUUUUGCUCAGAAGUCAAAUCUAAUCAUACAUCAGAGAAUCCACACAGGUGAAAAACCUUAUGAAUGUAGUGAGUGUGGAAAAACAUUUUCUGAUAAGUCAAGCAUUAGAUCACAUCAGAGAAUCCACGCUGGGGAAAAACCUUAUGAAUGUAGUGAGUGUGGAAAGGCUUUUAUUCAUAAGUCAAACCUCAUUAAACAUCAGAGAAAGCACACAGGUGAAAAACCUUAUGAAUGUAGUGAGUGUGAAAAAGCUUUUAUUCAUAAGUCACACCUCAUUGUACAUCAGAGAAUCCACACUGGGGAAAAACCUUAUGAAUGUAAUGAGUGUGGGAAAGCUUUUAUUCAUAAGUCACACCUCAUUAGACAUCAGAGAAAGCACACAGGUGAAAAACCGUAUGAAUGUAGUGAGUGUGGAUAA
Molecule: messenger RNA, 1230 nt
Organism: Ochotona princeps (American pika)
Lineage: Eukaryota; Metazoa; Chordata; Mammalia; Lagomorpha; Ochotonidae
Product: zinc finger protein 157-like
Exons: 6
Coding region: 184-1230 (348 amino acids)
Biological process (GO): regulation of transcription by RNA polymerase II
Molecular function (GO): RNA polymerase II cis-regulatory region sequence-specific DNA binding; DNA-binding transcription factor activity, RNA polymerase II-specific
Source: RefSeq, a predicted model, not a curated record